Messenger RNA from Sorex fumeus (smoky shrew), 3633 nucleotides. RefSeq names its product FYVE, RhoGEF and PH domain containing 1 (gene FGD1). The transcript is spliced from 18 exons. Gene Ontology annotation, cellular component: cytoplasm. Gene Ontology annotation, molecular function: metal ion binding; guanyl-nucleotide exchange factor activity. NCBI's taxonomy places the organism in Eukaryota, Metazoa, Chordata, Mammalia, Eulipotyphla, Soricidae. Gene Ontology annotation, biological process: filopodium assembly; cytoskeleton organization. Bases 269 to 3169 code for a protein of 966 amino acids. The record is from RefSeq and is a predicted model, not a curated record.
UCCAAUCCUCGCGCGGGGCCCGGGCCGGCGAUGCCUGGCAGGGCAGCGGCGGUGGCCGCGGCUGCUGUUGGUACUACCACCGUCGCCACGGCUGCUGGCCGGGGUCCGGGCCGGGGGCUCGAGGCUCCGCAGUGGGGCUGAGCCCGCAGCCCCGCCCCCCGAGCCUGAGGCCGCUGCUCCGCCGGGCGCCGGGCCUCCUCCGCCCGCGCCUCCGCCCCAGGAGCUGGAGCCAAGCGGGGAGCCCGGGCCCCGCGCCCAGGCCCGGACCAUGCAGGGCCACCGUGCCCCGGGGGGCGCUGGGCCUUCGGAGCCCGAACACCCGGGAGUCAACAACCCAGGCGCUGCUCUACGGGCCUGUGCCGACUCGGACCCUGGAACCUCAGAGCCCGGACUGCCGGUGCCUAGGGGCUCAGGUUCGACUCUCAGUGGCCCGGCAGAUCCUCAGUUUGUCGGACCCGCGGACGCCUGCUCGGGCGCUUCUCCCGGGCCCCGGCUCUUGUUCUGCGGUGCCAGUUCACAACACCACCGGGCCCUGCGCUUUUCCUACCACCUGGAGGGCUCGCAGCCCCGGCUUGGGUUGCACCAGGGAAACCGAAUCCUGGUUAAAAGUUUGUCCUUGGACCCUGGUCAGAGCAUUGAGCCUCAUCCAGAAGGUCCCCAGCGCCUUCGCUCUGACCCAGGACCUCCCACUGAGACCCCUAGCCAGCGUCCUUCACCAUUGAAGCGGGCGCCAGGCCCAAAGCCACAGGUGCCCCCAAAGCCCAGCUACCUGCAGAUGCCCCGGCUGUCCCCUGCACCUGAGCCUAUCCCCCCUCCACCAUCACGACCAUUGCCUGCAGAUCCCCGAGUGACCAAGGGUCUGGCCUCCAGAGCAGAGGUCAGCCCCAGUUCUGCAGCGGUAUCCUCACUGAUUGAGAAAUUUGAAAGAGAACCUGUGAUUGUUGCCUUGGAUAGGCCAGCCCCUGGACCCAGCCCAGGUUCCACAGAACCAGCCAUAUUGCCACAACCACCUCUGCAGCCACCAGUGCCCCAGCUCUCCGAGGGUGAGGCCUCCCGCUGCCUAUUCCUGUUGGCUCCUGGGCCACGGGAUGGUGAGAAGGUGCCCAACCGGGACAGCGGCAUUGACAGCAUCAGCUCGCCAUCCAACAGUGAGGAGACCUGCUUUGUCAGUGAUGAUGGUCCCCCCGGCCACAGCCUCUGCCCUGGGCCCCCUGCCCUGGCCAGUGCCCCUGUUGCUUUAGCUGAUCCCCACCGGCCCAGCUCCCAAGAGGUUGAUAGUGACCUGGAGGAAGAGGACGAUGAGGAGGAGGAGGAGGAGGAGGAUGAGGAGGAAAAGGACAGAGAAAUCUCAGUGCCUCUGAUGGAGAGACAGGAGUCUGUGGAGUUGACCGUGCAACAGAAGGUGUUCCACAUUGCCAAUGAACUCCUGCAAACUGAGAAGGCCUAUGUUUCUAGGCUCCAUCUCCUGGAUCAGGUAUUUUGUGCCCGGCUACUGGAAGAAGCUCGAAACCGCAGUUCUUUCCCAGCUGAUGUUGUCCAUGGCAUCUUCUCUAACAUCUGCUCCAUCUACUGCUUCCACCAGCAAUUCCUACUGCCUGAGCUAGAGAAACGUAUGGAGGAAUGGGACCGCUACCCACGCAUUGGAGACAUCUUGCAGAAGCUUGCACCCUUCCUCAAGAUGUAUGGCGAGUAUGUGAAGAACUUUGACCGGGCUGUGGAGCUGGUGAAUACCUGGACAGAACGCUCCACACAGUUUAAAGUGAUUAUCCAUGAGGUUCAGAAGGAGGAAGCCUGUGGCAACCUGACAUUGCAGCACCACAUGCUGGAACCUGUGCAGCGCAUCCCCCGCUAUGAGCUGCUUCUCAAAGAUUAUCUGUUAAAGUUACCCCAUGGCUCCCCAGACAGCAAGGAUGCUCAAAAGUCUCUGGAGCUGAUAGCCACAGCAGCAGAACACUCUAACGCUGCCAUCCGCAAAAUGGAACGGAUGCACAAGCUGCUGAAAGUGUAUGAGCUGUUAGGGGGUGAGGAAGACAUUGUUAGCCCUACCAAAGAGCUCAUAAAAGAAGGCCAUAUCCUUAAGCUGUCAGCCAAGAAUGGGACCACUCAAGACCGAUACCUCAUACUAUUCAACGACCGCCUCCUUUACUGCGUGCCCAGGCUGCGGCUCCUUGGCCAGAAGUUUAGCGUGCGGGCACGCAUUGAUGUAGAUGGAAUGGAGCUAAAGGAAAGCUCCAACCUCAAUCUGCCUCGGACCUUUCUGGUGUCAGGAAAGCAGCGCUCCCUGGAGCUCCAGGCCAGGACUGAGGAAGAGAAGAAAGACUGGGUCCAGGCAAUCAACUCCACCCUCCUAAAGCAUGAACAGACACUAGAAACCUUCAAACUGUUGAACUCAACGAACAGAGACGAGGAAGAUACACCCCCUAAUUCUCCAAAUGUGGAUCUUGGAAAGCGGGCACCUACACCCAUACGAGAAAAGGAAGUCACCAUGUGCAUGCGCUGCCAGGAGCCAUUCAAUUCCAUCACCAAACGCAGGCACCACUGCAAAGCCUGUGGGCAUGUAGUUUGUGGAAAGUGCUCUGAGUUCCGGGCCCGCCUCGUCUAUGACAACAACCGUUCUAACCGUGUGUGUACUGACUGCUAUGUAGCACUGCAUGGGGUAUCUGGGAGCAGUCCAGCCUAUAGUCAGCAUACACCCCAAAGACGGAGGUCCAUUCUGGAGAAACAGGCCUCAGUAGCUGCGGAGAACAGCGUCAUCUGCAGCUUCCUGCACUACAUGGAGAAGGGCGGGAAAGGCUGGCACAAGGCCUGGUUUGUGGUCCCUGAGAAUGAACCCUUGGUGCUGUACAUCUAUGGGGCCCCUCAGGAUGUGAAAGCUCAGCGCAGCCUGCCCCUCAUCGGCUUUGAAGUGGGGCCUCCUGAGGCAGGAGAGCGGCCUGACAGAAGGCACGUCUUCAAGAUCACCCAGAGCCAUUUAAGCUGGUACUUCAGUCCUGAGACAGAAGAGUUGCAGCGGCGCUGGAUGGCAGUGCUGGGCCGGGCAGGCCGUGGAGAUACAUUCUGCCCAGGGCCCACACUGUCUGAGGACAGGGAAAUGGAGGAGGCAUCAGUGGCAGCUUCAGGAGCCACUGUUGAACCCCCUGAUAUCCCCCGAACCCGAGAUAAAAUCUAAAGGGCUUGGGGGUAACUUGGACCCUCAUACCCUACAUUCUAACUGCCCAUGUCCAUGGGGGCCCAUAAGGGCCCAGACCCCUCACUCCCAACUCAGUCAAUACUUGAAUUCCCAUCAUGGGCACUUUCAAUUCUGAAUGCUGGGUCUGGGUUUUUUAACUCAUCUUUUCACAAAAUGUGGGCUUUUAAAAAAGUAUUACUACAGUGAUAUUAAUUUUUUUAACUCACAUAUCCAGAAAUGGUGGGUGCUAUUACUAGACCUGCCUGAAUUAGGCCAUUUCCCCCAUCCUCUCAACACCCUACAGAUUCCUGCCUCCAACUUCCCUCAAAGCAAUGGAGGCCAGAAACCUGGAUUCAAGUGCCAGCUUUUGCCAUUGUCCCAUGGCCCUGGCCCACCCCUGGCCCUCAGCGGGUGUCUUCAUGUUGGGUGGUGACCAGACCUCUCCUGCCUCUCCCAUUGCUUAC